AUGCGUCAUGAACCUAUUUGUGUCGUUACUGACCAAGAUCCAGCUAUCAAGAUUGCAGUUGCUCGUGUGUUUGGUACAUCAAAACAUAGAUUCUGCAUGUGGCAUAUAAUGUGCAAGGUUGGCGAGAAGGUUGGACCGGUUUUAGCUAAGGACGAGGUGUUUAGGAGGAAGUUGAAUGGCAUUGUUUGGAACAAAUUUAUAGAUUCCAAAACUUUUGAGGAUUUAUGGAGUCGUAUUAUAGAGGAAUAUGGUUUGGGUGAUAAUGGUUGGUUUCGUUACUUGUUUGAGUCUCGUACAUUUUGGGCAUCUCCAUACUUUCAUGAUGAGUUUAUGUCGGGAUUUGUUAGGACAACAUCUCGAUCAGAGUCUCAAAAUAGUUUUUUUGGCAGUUUCUCCAAUGGUCAUUCCAGUUUGGUUGAGUUUUUGGUGCAUUUUGAUAGUGCUAUUAGUGCACAACGACAUGCCCAAGCAAAAUUGACUGCUGACUCUGAAUCAUGCUUUCCUGUUUUGAAGACUCCAUUGGCGCUGGAGAAACAUGCAAUGGAUGUCUAUACCAUUUCUGUAUUUUAUGAUGUGCAAGUAGAGAUUUGUGAAGGUUGUUUUUCUUGUCGAGUGGUGUCUUUGUGUGAGUGCGAGGGUAAGGUGUGCUAUGGGAUAAAAGAUGGUGACAAGAAGGCAUGGUCUGUGGAGUUUUUGUUGGCUGACUGUAGUGCUAUAUGUUCAUGCAAGAUGUUUGAGCGGAUGGGGUUGGUGUGUAGGCAUAUUUUUUUUGUGUUUAAAGAUCAUGGACUUGAGAGAAUUCCUUCUAUGUAUUUGGUGUCUCGGUGGACAAAAGGUGCUAGUUUGAAGCCAAUAUUUGAUAUUGAUGAUACGGUUGUUGACCAAUCGGCUAAAGUGGACAAUGUUAGGGUGCUUACUAAUCUAAUGUGGUCUGAAAUUUAUGCUUGCGUGGGAUUGGCUGAUGGUAAUGUAGAACGGUUGGAAAAACUAAGACGUGGGUCAACAGUGGAGGUGCGUGAUCCAAUUAAAGCUAAGAACAAGGGCGGCGGGAAGCGGAUGAAGAGUGCAAGGGAGAAAGCUGUGAAUAAGUGCGUAAAGCAAUCAAGGAAAUGCCAUACUUGUGAUGAAUAUGGCCAUAAUAGUAGGACGUGCCCAUUAAAUGGCUAG
Molecule: messenger RNA, 1167 nt
Organism: Ipomoea nil (Japanese morning glory)
Lineage: Eukaryota; Viridiplantae; Streptophyta; Magnoliopsida; Solanales; Convolvulaceae
Product: protein FAR1-RELATED SEQUENCE 5-like
Exons: 2
Coding region: 1-1167 (388 amino acids)
Biological process (GO): regulation of DNA-templated transcription
Molecular function (GO): zinc ion binding; nucleic acid binding
Source: RefSeq, a predicted model, not a curated record